UCAAAACGCGUGUUUGAUAAUGCCGGCUUUUGAAAUUCGUGUUUCUGACAAAAAGGGAAAAAGCGUUUUUGCUUUGAGCCAAAUAAAAUCGGGCUCCGUCAUAUUUGAAGAGUCUCCACUGAUAUCUUCGCAGUUUUCUUGGAACGCUGUCUAUGGCUAUUUAGCGUGCGAGUUUUGUUUGCGACCGCUUGAAACAGCGGAAUGUAAUGUACAGCGUUUAUCUAACGAUUAUAGCAUCAACUUACCGUAUCUGGAAUGCUGUCAUGUACAAGAAGGAAUGAGCAAACACACAAAUUGUCCCGAUUGUCGGGAAAUGUAUUGCAGUGAAGCAUGUCAGCAGAGUGCUUUGGAUAGCUAUCAUAAAGCGCUAUGUCUAGGAGCCAAUCGAACCGAUAUAAAUCAUCCUAUUAAUGCGUUAAUAGAGUUUUGGAAGAAAAUACAUUAUCCACCUGAGACAUCGAGUAUAAUGCUUGUGAUCAAAAUUAUCGGAAUGUUUAAACAAAGCAGCGAUACGCAAAAAUUGCGAACGCAAUUCGAUCAAUUUUUCAGUCAAACAGAAAAUCAAGACCUGAUGAUUUUUCAUAAAAUGUUAGGCGAAAAUUUUUUGCAGCAGAUCGAACAAUUAUAUGAACUGAUUUGUAUUGCGUUUGAUCCUUCAUCUGACGAACGUCUCCAGUGGUUAACUUUUCCCGGUUUUCAAUCGUUAUUAGCUUUGAUAGGAACAAACGGUCAAGGAAUUGGCACAAGCUCUUUUGCUGACUGGGUUAGAAAUGUUUCGGAUAUAUCAUUAUCCGAGAAGCAGCGUGAAUCUUUGGAUGAAUUAAUUGAUCAUCUUUAUAGUAAGCUGGACGAGGUAGUAGGAAGCUUUUUAAACAAUGAAGGGUCUGCUUUGUACAGUACGCAAAGUAAAAUUAAUCACAGUUGCGUACCGAACGCGGAAUGUCGCUUUCCUUACUCCAAUCAUCAUUUACAACUAACCGCCAUCUGUGACAUAGAGCCGGGACAAGAAAUCUGCAUCUCUUAUUUAGAUGAAUGUGCACUCGAAAGAUCACGACACUCGCGACAAAAGAUUCUCGCUGAAAAUUAUUUGUUCCAAUGCCAGUGCGAAAAAUGUGAAAAUCAAACGAAUGAUCCAGAUGAAACAUCCGAUGAAGAAGAAGAGGACGAUCUUAUUGAUGAAGGAAGAAUAGAUGACUCAGACUAAAAUAUUUAUAU
Molecule: messenger RNA, 1215 nt
Organism: Sabethes cyaneus
Lineage: Eukaryota; Metazoa; Arthropoda; Insecta; Diptera; Culicidae
Gene: Smyd5
Product: histone-lysine N-trimethyltransferase SMYD5
Exons: 3
Coding region: 20-1204 (394 amino acids)
Molecular function (GO): protein binding
Source: RefSeq, a predicted model, not a curated record